AUGCGGCGGCCGGCGCUCAGGCUGCCACGCGGGGGGCCGCGUUGCUGCUCCGCGCAGGUGGCUGGAAGAGCUGAGGGUGGGUCUGCAGCACCACCGCGCGGGGAGGGCGCCGGUGUGCCGUGCUGCCGCCGCGGGGCCGCAGAGGAGGCGGGUAUCCAUGGCGGCGCAGAUCCGGAGAACGUAGGCGAUGGGGAGGGAAGGCGCGGUAGCGGGAAGAGGACGGGCAGAGCGGGGGCGGCGCUGGCAGAGGCGGAGAGGGAGCGUGGGGAAGGGAGGUUCCAGAGUACGGCGUGGGGAGGGAGGCCGGAGAGCGAGCGGCGGCGUGGCAGGCACUGA
This is a messenger RNA of Miscanthus lutarioriparius, 336 nucleotides long. The record is from the annotation of a GenBank genome assembly. NCBI's taxonomy places the organism in Eukaryota, Viridiplantae, Streptophyta, Magnoliopsida, Poales, Poaceae.